GCGCUCUGUCCCUGCCUCGGCCGGCCGGGCACGCAGGUCUCUGGACAAAAUGGGGAAUGGAUUAGUGAAACCCAAGCACCUGAGGCAGCCAAACAGGCACGUGGCAAGCCUUGCUAUCGGCUGUGCUGCCAGCCACAAGUUUCUGAUGGACCCAUGCCUAGGCAUCAAUGUGAUCAAUGGGCAAGCUGAUGUCCUCUGCAGCAAGGUACUUGAACUGGAAAAGGAGCUGAAGAGAAAAGAUCAGCAGCUGCAAGAGAGUCAAAGCCAUGUUGCUGAGCUUCAGGAACGGCUGGCUAUGCAGACUAAGGUCAUAGCAGAACUCACCAAGGAGCUGCAGAGCAAGUGUAUACAGUUGAACAAGCUGCAGGAUGUUGUUAGCACUCAAGGAGAGCUCUCUCUUCAGCCUUCUCCGUUUAAAGUUUCUGCUGAUAGGAGGAGAGGAGCCAAGGAAGGUGUAUCUGCAGAGCCAACAACACGACUCUGUGAUUUGAGAAGGCAAACUAUGUUUUCCCUUGAAAAAGCAAUGGUCCGAAAGGAUUCCAGUGAGAAGAAGCUUAUCACAGAUGCCCUGAAUAAAAACCAGUUCCUGAAGAGGCUGGAGCCUCACCAGACACGAGACAUGGUGGAAUGCAUGUACGAGAGGACAUUCCAGCAAGGGAGCUACGUCAUCAGACAGGGAGAACCGGGAAAUCACAUUUUUGUGCUCAAAGAGGGCAGUCUGGAAGUCUUUCAGCAGAAUAAACUACUCUCCUCAAUACCUGUGUGGACAGCAUUUGGUGAACUGGCCAUUUUAUACAACUGCACACGGACAGCUUCUGUGAAAGCAAUCACUAAUGUUAAAACAUGGGCACUGGACAGAGAAGUGUUUCAAAAUAUCAUGAGAGUAACAGCACAAACCAGACAAGAGCAAUACAGAAACUUCCUUAGAAGUGUGUCCCUGCUGAAAAACUUACCUGAAGAUAAAUUAACCAAGAUCAUGGACUGUCUGGAAGUGGAGUAUUAUGACAAGGGAGAUUACGUGAUUCGGGAAGGAGAAGAAGGAAACACCUUCUUUAUAAUAGCAAAAGGAAAGGUGAUAGUUACCCAGAGCACUACAGACCACUCACAGCCCCAGGUGAUCAAAAAUCUGCACAAAGGAGAUUACUUUGGAGAAAAGGCUCUCAUCAGUGACGACGUCAGAUCAGCAAACGUCAUUGCAGACGAGUACAACGUGGAGUGCCUCGUUAUAGACAGAGAGACAUUUAAUCAAACAGUUGGAACUUAUGAGGAGUUGCAAACUUACCUGGAAGGUUAUGUGGCUAAUCUGGCCCAGGCUGAUGAAAAGCGACAUGCAAAAGGAAGAUCCUUCUGUGGACAGUUGACCAAAGAGGUGUCUUUGGAGAUGAUAGAGCUGAAGGAGAAAGUAGCCCAGUUCCCUCCUUCUCCAUUCCAGAAUUUAGAAGUUGUCACAACUCUGGGUGUUGGUGGGUUCGGAAGGGUUGAGCUUGUUAAAGUUAAAAAUGAGAACAUGGCUUUUGCUAUGAAAUGUAUAAAGAAGAAACACGUAGUGGACACCAAACAGCAAGAGCAUAUCUAUUCUGAGAAGAAAAUCCUCGAGCAGAUAUGUUCUCCAUUCGUUGUAAAGCUGUAUCGCACAUUCAAGGAUAACAAAUACGUGUACAUGCUCCUGGAAGCUUGCCUGGGAGGGGAGCUGUGGAGCUUGCUGAGAGACAGAGGCAGCUUUGAUGAAUUCACCACCAAGUUUUGUGUUGGCUGUGUGACAGAGGCUUUUGACUAUCUGCAUCAAAUAGGAAUUAUCUACAGAGACCUGAAGCCAGAAAAUUUAAUUUUGGAUGCUGAAGGAUAUAUAAAAUUGGUUGAUUUUGGAUUUGCAAAGAAGAUUGGAUCAGGGCAGAAAACCUGGACGUUUUGUGGAACCCCUGAGUACGUUGCCCCUGAAGUCAUCCUGAGUAAAGGCCAUGAUUUCAGCGUGGAUUUUUGGUCCCUUGGGAUUCUUGUGUAUGAACUCCUCACUGGCAGCCCACCAUUUUCUGGGGCUGAUCAAAUGAUGACAUAUAAUUUGAUUCUCAAAGGCAUUGAAAAGCUGGAUUUUCCUAAAACAAUAACAAGGCGACCUGAGGAUUUGAUCCGCAGACUCUGCAGGCAAAACCCUACAGAAAGAUUAGGCAAUUUGAGGAAUGGAAUAAAUGACAUCAAGAAGCACAGGUGGUUGAGUGGUUUUAACUGGGAUAGUCUGAAAGUGAGGAAAUUAACAUCACCUUUGAAAAGAGAGUUGUCUGGGCCGACUGAUUACAGCUACUUUGACAGCUAUCCACCUGAAGUGGGAAGCCCUCCAGAUGAACUUUCAGGCUGGGACAAGGAUUUCUGA
Sturnus vulgaris (Common starling) is the source of this 2368-nucleotide messenger RNA. It is a transcript of the gene PRKG2, whose product is annotated as protein kinase cGMP-dependent 2. The record is from RefSeq and is a predicted model, not a curated record. NCBI's taxonomy places the organism in Eukaryota, Metazoa, Chordata, Aves, Passeriformes, Sturnidae. Gene Ontology annotation, molecular function: ATP binding; cGMP-dependent protein kinase activity. Gene Ontology annotation, biological process: protein phosphorylation.